AUGGCAGAACUCGACUUGAAACUGCUAUUUGCAGGCUGGCUAGAAAUCCAGGCUGCUGAACUCACCAAGAAGGGUUCAAAGUUAGGUUAUGCAUACAGCAAGGCGUUUGAUAAGGUGAAGAGCCAUCCAGAUGCCAUUGAAGACGCGAAACAGCUACGACAGAUCAGCUGUGUGGGCCAGAAAACGUUUGAGUUUCUUUGUUCCAAGCUUAAGAAACAUUGUCAGACAGAGGAUGUGGCGUUUCCUGAAGGGUUUUCGUCGUUUUUGGAGGAACGUGUUGGCGGGAAAAGGGCACAUGAGCUAGAUGACGAGAACUCCAAGAAGAAGACCAAGAGACGAAGCUCGUGGGUCCCUAAACGUCGUUCGGGAUCGUGGGCGAUUCUCAUAGCAUUGCAUAAGAAUAACGGGUCUGAAAAGGGUCUACGAAAGGAAGAUGUCAUUGAAAGUGCUUCUGGAUACUGUGAUAGUUCAUUUACAGCUAACCCAGCUGCACGAGACUUCUAUUCGGCAUGGGACGGGAUAAAGACGCUACUCAACCGUGAAUUGGUCGAAUGUGUGGGAAGAGCACCUAAGCUUUACUUGCUCACGGAGGCUGGCGUUGCUAUGGCGAAGGUAAUUAUGCAACAAGAAAAUAUCCAUUCUUCUCCAGCACCUACAGUGGACUUGAGCUAUGAUAACGGUAUACGCGUCACUCCUGAGCUGUCCAUGGCGCCUAUUGAUCCUCCUUCGAGCCCUCUACGGCGUAAAGCCGUGCAUGAUGCCAAUCGGAAAGUGUAUGAUGGAGUUCUCUAUGAUAUCUGGAAACCAGAAGACUUUGAGGUGGCUGUUCUCUUUGAUACUCGAGAGAUGCGUUCCCAAAGCGAAAGAGACUUCUUCCAGAAGCGCGUUGCCAACCAUGAUAUAACCUGUGACGUGAGAGCUCUUUCGGUGGGAGAUAUCUUGUGGAUAGCGAAGAAUAAGCAUACCGGCAAGGAAGUCGUGCUUAACUACGUCUGUGAACGUAAGAGAAUUGAUGAUUUGGCAAUUUCCAUCAAGGACGGACGUUUUGUGGAGCAAAAAAACCGUCUUCAGAAGUCUGCCCUUAAGAACGUUUACUACGUUGUGGAAGAAGGUGGUCUUUGCGAUGUGGACCGUAUUUUGGAAAUGAAAAGUUCCAUCCAGACCGCCAUUUCGAUGGUUAUGACCGUUUCCAAUUUAUUCUUCGAACGAUUCAGAAAGUCUGACGAUAUUGUGGACUGGGUCGUUUCAACCACAAGCAUUUUAAAAGAAAAGUACGCCAAAACUCGACUCAUGGUUCUUCGACCACUGUCUGUAGAGACACAAGCCGAGUACUCUCAAAUGCUAGAGAAGUUCAGAAAAAAAUUCGAAAACAGAUCAACGUCAUAUGAAUGUGUUCAUACGUUCCCGACCUACCAGGCUGUUUUAUCCAAAUCUGACAUGAUGACAGUGAAGGAAAUCAUCAAAUCCAACUAUCAAGCAUCAGACAUCCCAGAUAUGCAUCCUUCCACUGUUGUAUUGGGUAAAGGUACCCUUAAAUACGGAGGCAAAUCUGGUUUAUUGCCUAAAUUACGUCCCAUCUUCAAACACCCUAUUUUGCCAAUACCCGAUUACAUCAAAGAGAAAGAAGCCAAAACAGAACAAGGUUAUGCCAAGGGAGUGGAGCCACCUGUGGUCGACGGCCGCCGUAUAGCCCGUAAGCCUAAGCCUACGAAGCCAAUCCCAGUUGAGGAAGUCAUCAAAAAGAGAAUCGAGAGCGGUCCAGCUGUCGAUGUCAGCAAACUAGAAGGCGACAAGUUAUGGGCAUACAAGAGAGAUCAGAUCAGAAAGGAUCUCUUGAAGGAAGCCUACUUGACAGAAGCUAAGCGUCUUGAAAGACUACAAGCUCUUAAAGUCAGAAAGCACGAGUUGGAGGAGAAGCAGAUUGCCGAAGACAAGGUCCACGAAGAGAGUGAGGCCACCAAGUUGACCUUGCCCACGAUUGACUCCUACCUUAAUGGACCAAUCAUGAGAAAGAGAACGCCGGAGGAGCAGGCUAUCAAGGAGGAACAAAGAGCAUUGAACAGAAGAGUCCAGGCGUUGCAGGCCAAAGAGGCCAAGGCCAACGAGUUAUUGGAGUUGUACCACGCCUCUGCCAACUUCAUCACUACCGAAGAAGAGUUGAGUGAAGCUAUCAGAGAGGCUUUCGAGGUGAAGGUUGGUCAAUUCGAGAGCAACGAGCGUUUGGUCGAAGACAAGCUCUUUGGUCUCAGCAACGUUUAUGCCAAAUCCAAGGCCAACGAGAGAGCUAUUUUGGAUGCUGCAUUUGGCGAGAUCGAUGGCCAGCCAGGUCUCCAGACGGUGAAGGAUACUUUGAGUGGAGAGAACGAGAAGCUCAAGAGAGAGGCUCAGUCGGAGCUCAACAAGGAUGCGUAA
This is a messenger RNA of Candidozyma haemuli, 2412 nucleotides long. RefSeq lists its product as uncharacterized. Gene Ontology annotation, molecular function: crossover junction DNA endonuclease activity; DNA binding; 3'-flap endonuclease activity. NCBI's taxonomy places the organism in Eukaryota, Fungi, Ascomycota, Pichiomycetes, Serinales, Metschnikowiaceae. The record is from RefSeq and is a predicted model, not a curated record. The coding region runs from base 1 to 2412 and encodes 803 amino acids. The transcript has 2 exons. Gene Ontology annotation, biological process: double-strand break repair via break-induced replication; DNA catabolic process; mitotic intra-S DNA damage checkpoint signaling. Gene Ontology annotation, cellular component: nucleus; Holliday junction resolvase complex.